GGGGUCGGGGGCGCUUCUGCUAUUCAGCCGGUGCGCGCGGCGGCGGGAGGCAGCGGCGGGCUAGUCCCCUUGACGCUCUGUUCCGAGCGUACCCUGGACCGCCAGCUCAGACCAGGGGCAGCCGUGUAGCUGAACGGAAGCUGGAGGCAGCGGGGACUGGUGCCCGGCGCCGGAGCUCCGCGGGCGGGAAGCACCCAGGAUUUGGGAAGUCCCGGGAGCAGUGCGGCGGCGCCUCCUUCACCCAAGGGGCCGCGGCGACGGUCACGGGGCGCGGCGCCCCCGUGCGCGACCCAGGCCAGGAUUCUGAAUAGCCCAGGCUCCUCCUCCUCCCGGGUCGCCUCACCUGCGGGCAUUGCCGCGCCGCCUCCGCCGGUGGAGACGGCACCUGCGCCGCCUCGCUCGUGGGUCUCCGCCCCUCGCCACCCCUCACGGCGCCAGGCCCGGGCAGCUCACCUGGACUGGCGCGGAGUGCGGGAGCCGGGUCGCUGAAGCGCGGUGCCCACGCCGCUGUCCGGAGAGGACGCAGGUGGAGCGGGCACAACUCCGCGGAACCCGGCGCCGGCCUCCGCCGUCGACCCAGCCGACACCGAGUCCCGGGGACCCGGCUGCCCCUGCCCGAGGAGGAGCCGCCGCCGCCGCCGGCUGGGCACCAUGAACAACAGCAGCGCCAACAUCACCUACGCCAGUCGCAAGCGGCGGAAGCCGGUGCAGAAAACAGUAAAGCCAAUCCCGGCUGAAGGAAUCAAGUCAAAUCCUUCCAAGCGGCAUAGAGACCGACUUAAUACGGAGUUGGACCGUUUGGCUAGCCUGCUGCCUUUCCCACAAGAUGUUAUUAAUAAGCUGGACAAACUUUCAGUUCUUAGGCUCAGUGUCAGUUACCUGAGAGCCAAGAGCUUCUUUGAUGUUGCAUUAAAAUCCUCCCCCACUGAAAGAAAUGAAGGCCAGGAUAACUGUAGAGCAGCAAAUUUCAGAGAAGGCCUGAAAUUACAAGAAGGAGAAUUCUUAUUACAGGCUCUCAAUGGCUUUGUAUUAGUUGUCACUACAGAUGCUUUGGUCUUUUAUGCUUCCUCUACUAUACAGGAUUAUCUAGGGUUUCAGCAGUCCGAUGUCAUACAUCAGAGUGUAUAUGAACUUAUCCAUACAGAAGACCGAGCUGAAUUUCAGCGUCAACUACACUGGGCUUUAAAUCCUUCUCAGUGUACAGAGUCUGGACAAAGAAUUGAAGAAGCUCCUGGUCUCCCCCAGCCAGUAGUCUGUUAUAACGCAGACCAGCUUCCUCCAGAAAACUCUCCUUUUAUGGAGAGGUGCUUCAUAUGUCGUCUAAGGUGUCUGCUGGAUAAUUCAUCUGGUUUUCUGGCAAUGAAUUUCCAAGGGAGGUUAAAGUAUCUUCAUGGACAAAAAAAGAAAGGGAAAGAUGGAUCAAUACUUCCACCUCAGUUGGCUUUGUUUGCAAUAGCUACUCCACUUCAGCCACCAUCCAUACUUGAAAUCCGGACCAAAAAUUUUAUCUUUAGAACUAAACACAAACUAGACUUCACACCUAUUGGUUGUGAUGCCAAAGGAAAAAUUGUUUUAGGAUAUACCGAAGCAGAGCUGUGCACAAGAGGAUCAGGAUAUCAGUUUCUUCAUGCUGCUGACAUGCUUUAUUGUGCCGAGUCCCAUAUCCGGAUGAUUAAGACCGGAGAAAGUGGCAUGAUAGUUUUCCGACUUCUUACAAAAAACAAUCGAUGGGCAUGGGUCCAGUCCAAUGCACGCUUGCUUUAUAAAAAUGGAAGACCGGAUUAUAUCAUUGCGACUCAGAGACCGCUGACAGAUGAGGAAGGAAAUGAGCAUUUACGAAAACGAAAUACGAAGUUGCCUUUUAUGUUUACUACUGGAGAAGCUGUAUUGUAUGAGGUAACCAACCCUUUUCCUGCCAUAAUGGAUCCCUUACCACUAAGGACGAAAAAUGGCACGAGUGGAAAAGAUUCUGCUACCAAAUCAACUCUAAACAAGGAGUCUCUCAAUCCUAGUUCCCUCCUGGCUGCUGUGAUGCAACAAGAUGAGUCGAUUUAUCUGUAUCCUGCUUCAAGUACUUCAUAUACUGCACCUUUUGAAAACAAUUUUUUUAAUGAAUCUAUGAAUGAAUGCAGAAAUUGGCAAGAUAAUACUGCAUCAAUAGGAAAUGAUACUAUCCUGAAACAUGAGCAAAUUGACCAGUCUCAGGAUGUAAACUCAUUUGCUGGAGGUCACCCAGGGCUCUUUCAAGAUAGUAAAAACACUGACUUAUACAGCAUUAUGAAAAACCUAGGCAUUGAUCUCGAAGACAUCAAACAGAUGCAGAAUGAAAAAUUUUUCAGAAAUGAUUUUUCUGGUGAGAUUGACUUCAGAGACAUUGACUUAACAGAUGAAAUCCUGACAUAUAUCCAGGAUUCUUUAAAUAAGUCUGCCUUCGUACCUUCAGAAUACCAACAGCAACAGUCCCUGGCCCUGAACUCAAGCUGUAUGGUACAGGAACACCUACAGCUAGAACAGCAACAGCAGCAACAGCAUCACCGAGUAGUGGUAGAGCCACAGCAACAACUGUGUCAGAAAAUGAAGCAUAUGCAAGUUAAUGGCAUGUUUGCAAACUGGAACGCUAACCAAUUCGUGCCUUUCAGUUGUCCUCAGCAAGACCUCCAACAGUAUAAUGUCUUUUCAGACGUACAUGGGAUCAAUCAAGAGUUUCCCUACAAAUCUGAAAUUGAUCCUAUGCCUUAUACCCAGAACUUCAUUUCCUGUAAUCAGUCUGUAUUACCACAACAUUCCAAAUGUACAGAGCUGGACUAUCCUAUGGGGAGUUUUGAACCAUCCCCAUACCCCACUACUUCUAGUUUAGAAGAAUUUGUCACUUGUUUACAAGUUCCUGAAAACCAAAACCAUGGAUUAAAUCGACAGUCAGCCAUAGUAACCCCUCAGACAUGUUAUGCCGGGUCUGUGUCGAUGUAUCAGUGCCAGCCAGAACCUCAGCACACCCACGUGGGUCAGAUGCAGUACAGUCCAGUACUGCCAGGUCAACAGGCAUUUUUAAACAAGUUUCAGAAUGGAGUUUUAAAUGAAACAUAUCCAGCUGAAUUAAAUAACAUAAAUAACACUCAGACUACUACACAUCUUCAGCCACUUCAUCAUCCGUCAGAAGCCACACCUUUUCCUGAUUUGACAUCAAGUGGAUUCCUGUAAUUCCAAGCCCAAUUUUGACCCUGGUUUUUGGAUUAAAGUAGUUUGUAAAGGAUUGUGGAAUAAUAAAACUGUCAUUGUUGGACAUCAGCAAGUUCACAUGGAGGCAUUGAUGCAUGCUCUUUACAAUUCUUCCAAACAAAUUUUAAUUUCUGUUUUUAGAAAAGGAAUUUUCAAAAUGAUAUCAAAAUUACAUAUACUAUAGUCAUUAGUGUAGAAAGUGUGCUGCCACAGAGUAGUGAGAUACUAUCUACAUUUCACAUUAUUCUGAGCAUCACAAAAUAUUCAAAACUUAUUCAGGGAAACUUUAAGACUCUUCUAAAUUAGAAAACAUUCUCUAUUUGAAUUGUUUCUUUUAGAAUAAAAUAAAAUACUUUGAGUUUUGAACUUCUGGAUUUUUAUUAGUUCUCCAAAUACAAAGUUAUAGAACUAACCUCAUUUUUCCUAUUAUUUUAGCCUCUGCUUUUAUCUUGGAUGUUAAAAUAAAUGAUUUGGUGCUUUUUAUAAAAAGAUAAUCUCAGUGCUUUCCUCCUUCACUGUUAAUCUAAGUGCCUCACACUUUUCUACCUAUAACACUGUAGGAUGUAUAUUUUAUAUAAAGUAUUCUUUUUCUUUUUUAAAUUAUUUUCUGCGCACAAAUAUUAUUUGUAUUUCCUAAAUCCAACCAUUUUAUUAAUUCAGGCAUGUUUUAACUGUCCUACUUCCCUACUUACUUCAGGUAAAGGGCAAAUAAUGAUUGAAAAAAUAAUUAUUUAUUGCAUAAUUUAGUUGUUUCUAGACUAUAAAUGUUGCUAUGUGCCUUAUGUUGAAAAGAUUUAAAAGUAAAAUGUCUUUCCCAAUUAUUUCUUAAUUAUUAUAUAAUAGCACUUAAAUUCUUCAACAGUGUUUGCAGAAGAAAUAAAUAUACCACUGUUUAUUGAAAUUUCCACGUUGAUAGUUGAAUGUUGCAAUGUGAAAAAUCUGCUGUUAACUGCAACCAUGUUUAUUAAAUUGCAAGAAGCUUUAUUUCUAGAUUUUUAAUUCUAUUAAGCAAAGCACCCAUUUCAAUGUGUAUAAAUUGUCUUUAAAAACUGUUUUAGGUCUAUAAUCCUUGAUAAUAUAUUGUGUUGACUUUAUAAAUUUCGCUUCCUAGAACAGUGGAAACUAUUUGUUUUUCUCAUAUUUGAGGAGUGUUAAGAUUGCAGGUAGCAAUGUUUGGUGCAAAGUAUUGUAAUGAGUGAAUUGAAUGUUGCAUUGUAUAGAUAGAAUGAACAAAACUAUAUGUAAGAUAUAUGCAGUUUUUCAUUUUAAAAAGUCCAUACCUUACAUAUGCACUUAAAUAAUUUGUUGGGUCUUUACGUCCUUUAUCAGUGUGUCUUUCUAAGAAAUCAAGUAAUAAAUCCAACUGCUUUAACAUAGUUCCUUUACAUUAAAACAUUAGGUUGUUUUUAAUGAUACUGUGAUCUUCAUUACCAAUAGGCAAAUUAAUCAUCCUAUCAACUUUACUGUCCUGAAAUGGUUUAAAAGAAAAAAUCCCACCAUUUUUUAUUCUUUUCUUCUUUUUUUUUUGGCGGGGGGAAGUGGGGAGAAACAGAGUCUCACUCUGCCUCCCAGACUGGAGUGCAGUGGUGCAAUCUCGACUGACUGCAACCUCCACCUCUUGGGUUCAAGUGAUUCUACUGCCUCAGACUCCUGAGUUGCUGGGAUUACAGGCAUAUGCCACUAUGCCUAGCUAAUUUUUGUAUUUUUAGAAAAAACGGGAUUUCACUGUGUUGGCCAGGCCGGUCUCAAACUCCUGGCCUCAGGUGAUCCUCCUGCCUCGGCCUCCCAAAGUUCUGGGAUUACAGGCGUGAGCCACUGCACCUGGCUGUUCUUUUCUUUAGAAAUGAGCGCUGAAGAGCUUAGACAUAUUUUGCAUGUAUUAUUUUACAAUCUGAUGGAAUCCCAAACUGAGAUGUAUUAAAAUACAAUUUUCAUUUAUUUUCAUUUUUUAAGUAAAUUAUUGUAUUUAAAAGUGGCUUCAGACAAAAUAUCUGUCAGUUCUGUGUAUUUUCAGUCGAAAUUUUUAAAUCUGCAUAAUCAACUUGUGUUGAAAAAAAUUUGUCUGAAACAUUUCAUAAUUUGUUUCCAACAUGAGAUAUCUAACGAUUUAGACCAGUGGUCUAGAUUAAUAUUCUAAUUUUACAUUUAAACCUUUUAAGUCUUCUAUAAACCAUUUUUGUUACUCUCUUCCACAAGUUAUUGGACAUAUUGUUAAGUGGAAAAAUAGGCUUUUUAAUUGUGAAUAUGAUGACAAAUCAGUUAUACAGUUAUAAAAUUAAAAGUUUUAAAAGCAAUAUUGUAUAUUUUUAUCUAUAUAAAAUAACUAAAAUGUAUCUAAGAAUAAAACCACACCACAUUAAACCAAAUACAUCUUUGUCUGUAUUGUUAAGUGCCAAAGGAAGGAUGCUUAAUGCACUGCCACACUGAGGGAUUUAUUUCUAGAUGAUAUGCACAUCUAAGAAUGUGGGUGUGUCUAAUUUACUCUUUUCCUGUACCAGGUUUUUCCUACAAUACCUGAGGACUUACUAGUAUUCUAGUGUAUUAUGAAGCUUUCAAUCAUUACUAUGCACCAACUAGUGUUUUUCAGUGUUAAUAAAUUUUAGGUAAAUGCUUUCAUGGCUCUUUUGCUUCAGAAUGUUACUGCUUACAUAUGCCAUGCAUAGAUUUUUGCUUAAAGUAUGAUUUAUAAUAUCCUUGUUAUCAAAGUUGUAUACAAUAAUAUAUAUGUAAUAAAAUAAAUAUGAAUAA
Messenger RNA from Saimiri boliviensis boliviensis (Bolivian squirrel monkey), 5964 nucleotides. It is a transcript of the gene AHR, whose product is annotated as aryl hydrocarbon receptor. Lineage: Eukaryota; Metazoa; Chordata; Mammalia; Primates; Cebidae. Gene Ontology annotation, biological process: xenobiotic metabolic process; regulation of transcription by RNA polymerase II; response to xenobiotic stimulus. The record is from RefSeq and is a predicted model, not a curated record. Gene Ontology annotation, molecular function: nuclear receptor activity; protein dimerization activity; transcription cis-regulatory region binding. Gene Ontology annotation, cellular component: nucleus; aryl hydrocarbon receptor complex.